GACGGAGGUUCUUUCGGAUUUAUUUGUUUUGUCCUUUUGAGAUAGCGGUUCCGUAAUUUCAUUUUUUGUUCCUUGUAAUAAAUAUCGAUAGCAGGCACAGUUUUAGCAAUUACCUAUGUAAAUGUUUGUCAGAAGUCUGUCCAUUUUUUGGUAUUGCCAAAAGAAAUUCUAGAAUUGUCAUUAAUUGGAAGCAAAAAUUUAAAGGCUUUGCAAAAGCGGACAUUGAACUAGUUUUCAAGGUCAAGAGAAAUAUCUGUUGAUAAGAGUCCAAAAAAGGAAUUAUCGCAUUUUAGGGUUCAUUUAAUAUUCGUGAGGGGGGGACAUUAACUUCGAAAUUGAUCUACAAAUUCUAAAAGAAACUAAGAAUCUCCGAACAAAAUUCUGAAUGAUUAGAGCAAAAUACAGAAAUUGAAGAAAUCUUUAAAGUAAAACUGAAGUGAAGUGAAAUAACUUAUAUCGAUAUUUGGAAAUAAAUUUUGGAGCUUUACAUUUUUCACUGAAUUUAUAGCUUAGAAUUUCACAUUCGAAGUACAUAACAGCUAAAUAUCUAUCAAAGAGCAAAACAUAAUUUUGAACCCAAUUGCCUAAAGAAGACGUCUAAUUCGACUCUACUUGAGCAAAAGUUUAAGUUUAUAAAGAGAUCAUUACUAGUCCUUAAAAUUCAAUAGAUUAAAAUAGUGAACACCAAAAAAAGUCGUUUAAGGACAAGAAUGCGAAAACUUGCCUCAGAGGUAGUUUAAUUUUUCUCCUUAUUCGGAAUGCUUCAUUUUGUUCACAUCAUAAAUAUAGUUGAAAGAAACAGAAUUUUAAUACUUUGAAACGUUAGAAAAAAGAAGGAAAAAAAUUCCAAGAAAGAAUUUUCUACACUGAUCCAGUUUGUUAUUGCCUAUCAUUUGGAUACACGAAUAAGUCAACAAUGAUUAUAUCUGGAACACCUGUGGGCCCCUCUUUCAAAGCAACUGCACCUAAUCCCGUUUGGUCACCAGGCAAAAAGCGAGCCAAUCUGCGGCUGAAUUGUGAUAUCGAAAGCAAAAAGCAAACUUCAGAAAACUCAUCUUCCCCUGCCACAGAAAUGACAUCUGCCAAAGAAAACGACGAAUCCAGUCCAGUUUGGAAGCCUUUCGGAGCUCCUUACGAUGGACCACAAUUUCGGCCAGUAAAGCUAGAUAUCAAAAGGACAUUCACUCCCGCUACCCAGAACGAAUCUACGCUGAGAACGGAAACCGAAACCAAAGAAGUUAAAGAAGAGCAUACAGAAAAAACUACAGUCCAAAUUGAACACAUGAAUGAAAGUAAAACGAGUGCCUUAAAUCCAAACACUGAAAGUAAUACUAAUAAUGAAACACCCAAUUCUGGCGGCAUUUCUACGUCACCAACAUUCACUAAAGUUGGUUGGAGUAGCCAUUUGCCUCAGUAUCAAAAUCCUACCAUCACUCUGCUACAAAAAGCAAGAGAGGGCCAAUUACCAAAAGGUGCAGUUUACAUCGAUGAAAAAGAUACCACUCCCAUACCAAAGAAUGCAGUUCUUAUAGACCAAAAAGUGACUGUCGAAGGGGACAAGCUCCAUACCGACAGUUAUUACGCGGUUCCUACUUUAACAACGGAAGUUACAACGGUCGAUCUCAAAGCACCUCCAAAAUACGACGGUAUUGGCCCCACGGAAUACGGAAUUCCUGUCGGGCUUCGAACGGGAGUGAAAGAAGAAUAUGCCAGCGACUGGUACAAAACUAUGUACAAAUCUCUUCAUCGCAACAGAUUCCCAAAUGACACAAAUCAAACGGUCCAUGUCGGUGGCUAUAUGUCUGAACCUGAAUUUGAUCGGCAAGAAAAGUUACAGUCCAAAUAUCUUUCUACUGAACAUAGAAGAAAACCUGAAAAAACUGUUUCUUACUCAACUGAAGCCCCUGUUUCGCCAAAUAGGAUGAAAACAAAAGAAAAUGAAUCUAUCGUACUGCGUUCUGAACCGAGACAAAGUAAAUACCGCGUCGAACCUCGAAGCAUUGCAGACUAUGAGCCGGGACGUUCUUCGCUUGCAGAAAAAGAAUUUCAGAAGUUCUGGAGCGAUUUUUGGAAUUCCAUGGAUGACCUGCAUGAAUAUCUAGGAAGUAGCAGUCCGAAGCCUCAACAAGGACUUGGACGACGCUGGCCAAAUGUAUUAUUAACCGACGGUUAUGAAUCAGAUUCGACCCUAAUUCGGAAAACAGGCCGAAAUCCUCAAAUUGACCCUGAGCAACAAAAGGCAUGGUACAAAGAAAUUCAAAAAGGUGGCGAAAUUCCUUUCAUUGGAUUGAGAAAAUCGGCUCCAGAGAAACCCACUGCAUCGCCACACCAGUACCAGGAAACGGAAGUCAACAUACACUACCGCAGUCCGAUUCGGCAUCUGGAGAAAGAGUACAUCGAAGAGGAGGAUUUGAGGAAGCGUCAAGAAGAUGCUAUGCGGAAAUUUUAUGAAGAAGAAAGACAGAAAAAGAUACAGCAAGAAAUGGCUGAAAUAGAAAUGAGAAGGCACAGUGAUUUUUUCACACCAUCCCAAAAGUCCCCCAUUCCUCUCAACCGUUAUGACAAUCCUUUCGACAGCAAUUACAACAGGCUUGCGCCUACCGGCCACCACCGAGGUCCUCCUCCUAAAACAAUGGCAAGAGCUUUGUACCCAUUUGUUGCCAAGACUACUCGAGAACUCAGUUUAAACAAAGGAGACAUCGUGUACAUCAACAAACAAGUAGACAAAAAUUGGUAUGAAGGCGAGCACCAUGGCCUUGUUGGAAUAUUUCCUGUUGCAUAUGUAGAGAUCAUCCCGAACGAAAAAGCUAACCUACAACCUCGCAAGGCAAUGGAAGGGGAAGCCAUCGUCAAGUACAAUUUUAGAGCACAGACGCCCCAAGAAUUGUCACUGUUCAAGGGUGAAAGAGUCAUUUUAACCAGAAAAAUGGACCAGAAUUGGUAUGAGGGUCGACUAAGUACAAAAAAGGGUAUAUUUCCCAUCUCUUAUGUAGAGGUGUUGCAAGAGCCGGGAGAAUAUUAUGGAACUCGCUCUGUUUCUCCGAAACCUCCUGCAAGCCCAGUAUAUAGUCCUCUUAUCAAUGGUUCCCCGCCAAAACCUUAUGAAGGUCCAACUUUUAACACAGGACUGCGGCCUUUGCAAAAUAAGCCGCCGCUGAAUGUUGACAGACUUGAGAGCAAAUCAUCCCUAACACAGUCACUUCAUAUAGAUACUUACAAUGAACCAAUACCGUAUAAAUCUUUAUAUUCCUACAAGCCACAGAACGACGAUGAACUGGAAUUAAAAGAAGGAGAUACUGUGUACGUCAUGGAGAAAUGCGAUGACGGUUGGUAUGUUGGUACUUCACUCAGGACGGGACUCUUUGGUACCUUUCCUGGCAAUUAUGUUGAAAGGAUUUGACCUACAUCCGUAUAGGUCAAAGAUUAUCUAGUCUAUCUGAAUAAUGAAUGCUCCAGAGUGCAUGGAUGCAUCUACUCAAAAAAGGCGAAAAAUCAAAAUUGUGUACAGAUCUUGUUGUUGAACUCAUUUUAUGCAUUCUAUAAAAUUUUUAAUAGUUUCUCCAUACGCAAGAAAGAGUGUCAAGUGUUAUACGUUUACUCAUAGUUAAUUUUAAAUAAACAUGAAAAUAAUUGA
Messenger RNA from Uloborus diversus, 3634 nucleotides. Its product is annotated as sorbin and SH3 domain-containing protein 1-like. The transcript is spliced from 23 exons. The coding region runs from base 917 to 3400 and encodes 827 amino acids. Lineage: Eukaryota; Metazoa; Arthropoda; Arachnida; Araneae; Uloboridae. Gene Ontology annotation, molecular function: protein binding. The record is from RefSeq and is a predicted model, not a curated record.